AUGGGUGUCUUCACAUACGCAGACGAGUCCACCUCAGUCAUCCCCCCACCAAGAUUGUUCAAAGCCCUUGUUCUUGAAGCUGACACCCUCAUCCCCAAGAUUGCUCCCCAAUCAGUUAAAAGUGCUGAAAUUGUUGAAGGAGAUGGAGGUGUUGGAACCAUCAAGAAGAUUAGCUUUGGUGAAGGAAGUCAUUACAGCUAUGUGAAGCACCGGAUCGACGGGCUUGACAAAGAUAACUUUGUGUACAGCUACAGUUUGGUUGAAGGAGACGCUCUUUCAGACAAAGUUGAGAAAAUCAGUUAUGAGAUUAAGUUGGUGGCAUCUGCUGAUGGAGGUUCCACCAUAAAGAGCACCAGCAACUACCACACCAGAGGUGAUGUUGAGAUCAAGGAAGAGGAUGUUAAGGCUGGCAAAGAGAAGGCAACUGGUCUGUUCAAGCUUAUUGAGAACUACCUUGUGGCCAACCCAGAUGCCUACAACUAA
Messenger RNA from Prunus armeniaca (apricot), 483 nucleotides. The record is from the annotation of a GenBank genome assembly. Lineage: Eukaryota; Viridiplantae; Streptophyta; Magnoliopsida; Rosales; Rosaceae.